AUGUUAGAGAAUCAGAUCACUCAAGUGGCCCAACAAUCUAGCUCUUCUUCCAGACCUUCUGGGAUGUUUCCUGGGCAACCUGAAACUAACCCAAAGGGAUCUAUCAAUGCCAUCACACUUAGGAGUGGAAAAGAGUUAGUGGGACCAAUGAUGAGGAAUGACCAUAAGGAUGUGGUUGAUGAGAGUGAGAAGUUAGUGUCAAGUGAGAAAGAGCACAGUAGUGAGCAAGUUGAGAGAUAUGUUGCCCCUUUACCUUAUAAGCCUCCACUACCCUUCCCUCAAAGGCAAGUUAAAGCUAAGUUGGAAAAACAAUUUGGGAAAUUCAUAGAAAUAUUAAAAAAAUUGCAUAUUAACAUCCCAUUUGUUGAAGUCAUUUCCCAAAUGCCAUCCUAUGCCAAAUUCUUAAAGGAGAUUCUAUCAAAUAAGAGGCGAUUAGAGGAAUAUGAGACUGUAGCCUUGACCCAAGAGUGUAGUGACAUCAUACAAAAUAAGCUACCACCUAAGCUUAAAGAUCCUGGUUCAUUUUCAAUCCCUUGCACAAUUGGUGACAUGUCAAUUAAUCGUUCUCUAUGUGAUCUCAGUGCUAGUGUCAGUCUUAUGCCAUUGUCUAUAUGUAACAAGUUGCAGAUGGGAUACUUGAAGCCCACUACUAUCUCCCUCUAA
Messenger RNA from Asparagus officinalis (garden asparagus), 663 nucleotides. RefSeq lists its product as uncharacterized. The coding region runs from base 1 to 663 and encodes 220 amino acids. NCBI's taxonomy places the organism in Eukaryota, Viridiplantae, Streptophyta, Magnoliopsida, Asparagales, Asparagaceae. The record is from RefSeq and is a predicted model, not a curated record. The transcript has a single exon.